UUCCCUCCCCAGUUGCCGUCCUCGUCUUCCUCCUCGCUCCUCCUCCUCGUUUCCCUCCUUCACCUCCUUUAUCCUGUCGAAAUUCCCACUUUUUUCAUAUUCUUUCUUUUCUGUAUAAUUUCAAAUUUGUUCACUAUUUUGUUCAUCACCAAUUAUUUUCUCUGUCGGGCUGGAUUGGCAUUCAAUCUGAUAAUUACUUUUGGGAAAAUUAAUCGGUCUUGUUGGAAUUCCUCCGUCUCGACGAGAAAGAAGUUAAACCAUCAUCAAUAGGUUAUUUUCUAAUUAUUUCUCUCGAUCGAUCAUUGGGAAUAAAUUUUAUUCAAAAACCCUAGUUCUUAAUAAAUACCUUAAUUCUUCUUGUAUAUAUUUUUUUGUUGUUUAAUUCAUUCAUUCAGCUUUGUAUACAUUAGUUUGAUAACAAAAUUUACUAGGUUCCAAGAAACUCAGUGAGAUUUUGGUGCGUUGUUUUUGGUUGGCAUCCAAAAAUUGAGAGUCUGCUUGUUGAAUCUGAUUUUGUAGCUUAAUUUUUUUAAUUUUUUGUUGUUAAAAAACGUUAUUUUUUUGGUCAUUAAAACAUAUUAUAUACACCAAAAAAAAUAAAAAUUAUAUACACCAAAAAAAAAAAACUAUAGGAAAAGAAAAGAAAAGAAAAGAAAAAGAAAGAAUUUUGACUUUUUAAGAUUAUUUUCCCUGUACUUUUCGUUUAAUUUUGUUUCUUUGAGUUCAUCCGAGAAAAUCAGGCACUAAACUAUAUAGUUUGUGGAAGACAAUCGAGAAUGGCCUUGAAUUAUUCUCAUCGGCCCAUCUUCCCUGCUCAUAUAGCAGAGGAUAAUUUGGUUUCUCCGUUGAGGAUUGUUAAUGGGUAUCUUGUUGAGGGUGUUCCUGAGAGGAGUUACGAAGGUUUUGCUAGGCCACAGCAUGGAAGACGUGAAAUUGAGGAGUUCAUUGAUCGGGCGAGGGAUGGAAUUGAUGGUUGUAACUCACGGGAAUCAGGUUCUGAGGAUAUUGUCGAUCUUCUGCCUUCUGAUCCAUUUGGAAUGGACAUCAGCACCACUUUCACGGCCAUCACUGGUUGGCUUGAGGAUCUUGAGGUGGAUUAUAGAGGUUGUGGGACGAAGAACAAUAAUAUUGGUGUGGGCAACGAGGAUUACGGGUUAUUUGCAGGUUUUAGUAUUUUAUGGAAAAGUGCAAUGAGGCUGCAGUCGAUUCCUGGCAAUGCUCAGACUAAUUGGAAUAUGAAAACGGCUGGCAAGAUAGAUCAGUAUUCUGAGGCGAGAGAUGUGGGGCAUGCAUCAGCCCAAUCCAGUUGUGAGCCUGCCAACCUCGAGGGGAACAUAAAAAAUGUGGGUGCCAUUACAUGUUCUCUUGAAAUUGAGGAGGAAUCUGAGGAUUCUGUGUGGAGUUCUGUUUAUGAUGAUGGAUCUCCUCAUGAAGCAUUGUACUAUGCUCUUGGUUAUUUGGGAGUUAAAGAUCUGCUAUUAGCGGAAAGGGUUUGUAGGUCCCUUUGUCAUACAGUUCGAAAUGAUCCCCUAUUGUGGAGGAGUAUCCACAUUGAGCAGCCCUUGAAUGAGAAGAUAACUGAUGAUGUUCUUUUCGAAUUGACUAGCAGGGCACAAGGUAACUUGGAAUGCCUGACUUUGGUGGAGUGUCCAAGGAUCACUGAUGGUGGUCUAAGGCGAGUGCUUGAAUCUAAUCCACGGUUGAAUAAGUUAUGUGUUCCUGGGUGUACACGAUUGAGCAUUGAGGGGAUUGUUAAUAUUUUGAAAUCCUUCAACCCUCACAAUGGUUCCCUGGGUAUAAAGUACCUGCGGAUUGGUGGGCUUUAUGGUGUAACGCAUGAACAUGUUGAAGAUCUGAAGAUCCUGUUGGGUGUGGAUAAAAAAGUACAAGAAAAUAUUUGCAAGCCACAUUUUUACUUGAGGGGAAAAUUUUAUGUCUUGUGCGAUGAUGAUCGUGCGCUUGAUGUUGAAGUAUGUCCUAUAUGCCAAAAGUUGAGGCUGGUCUAUGAUUGCCCAUCUGAGGGUUGUCAGGUGAAAGAUCAAAAUGCUCAAUUAUGCAGGGCAUGUGCGCUUUGUAUUCCUCGCUGUGCUCAGUGUGGUAGGUGUAUCAAUGAUGGUGAAUAUGAAGAGACAUUUUGUCUGGACAAUGUUUGUUCAGAUUGUUUUCAAAAUCUAUCCAAGGACCAUGACAAGCAAGAUAGAAAGCUUGGUUCCAACACAAGUUGAGCAAAAUAAGAAUUUCAGUUACCAAGGUUGAAGAUGAUGCUGGUAUGAUGGAGAAAUGAAGGGAUUAUGUUGAUGAUACUAGUAUGAUGGGGAAAUGAAGGGAUUAUGCUGAUGAUAGUAUGCUACUUUCCCUACAUGUUUAGCUGCAAAAAUAUAUUUCCACUUGAUGUGUUUGCGCCUAUGAUUGAUGAAGUGAUUCUUGUUGAAGGUCCUAUUAUUGUGCUCAGACGCAGACACUUGUUCUUAGGAGACUUUGCUUAUGGUUACCUGAACCUUUUCUGUUCCUUGAGCUCAUGGUUCUGACCAAUGGUUCGAAUGCUUGCACUGUAUGAGUUUAGCGGUGGUUUUGACUAUAUUAGUGUCUAUGGACAUAAUAUUUAAGUAUAUAUGCACAACAUGACCGUGAAUUCAGUGAUGGCACUGUAAUAUUUUAAUUUCUUGUUUCUGUGAGCCUUUAUAACUUUUGAGCGUAAAUGAGAUAUUAUUCAAGGAUUUAAUUGUGACUUAA
This is a messenger RNA of Coffea eugenioides, 2733 nucleotides long. Its product is annotated as F-box protein SKIP14. The record is from RefSeq and is a predicted model, not a curated record. Gene Ontology annotation, cellular component: cytoplasm. Lineage: Eukaryota; Viridiplantae; Streptophyta; Magnoliopsida; Gentianales; Rubiaceae. The coding region runs from base 777 to 2225 and encodes 482 amino acids. The transcript has 2 exons. Gene Ontology annotation, molecular function: protein binding.